Cordyceps fumosorosea ARSEF 2679 is the source of this 258-nucleotide messenger RNA. RefSeq names its product diphthamide biosynthesis protein. Gene Ontology annotation, molecular function: metal ion binding. Bases 1 to 258 code for a protein of 85 amino acids. Lineage: Eukaryota; Fungi; Ascomycota; Sordariomycetes; Hypocreales; Cordycipitaceae. The record is from RefSeq and is a predicted model, not a curated record. Gene Ontology annotation, biological process: protein histidyl modification to diphthamide. The transcript is spliced from 2 exons.
AUGGCCGACGAGGACGACAGCCUGUCCAUCUACGACGAAAUCGAGAUCGAGGACAUGACGUUUGACGCCGCCCUGCAGACGUACUUUUACCCAUGCCCGUGCGGUGACCGCUUCCAGAUUGCGCUCGACGACCUACGCGACGAGCAAGACGUCGCCGUGUGUCCAAGCUGCAGCCUGAUGAUCCGCGUCAUCUUCGACCUUGACGACUUGCCCAAGCCGCCGCCCGGACCCGCGAACCCGAUUCCGAUCGCUGCGUGA